Messenger RNA from Paramuricea clavata, 1269 nucleotides. NCBI's taxonomy places the organism in Eukaryota, Metazoa, Cnidaria, Anthozoa, Malacalcyonacea, Plexauridae. The record is from the annotation of a GenBank genome assembly.
AUGGUGAGAGAGGAUAAAAGGAAGAAAGGAUCAGUAAAGCAUGGAAAAAGAAGGGGUUUUUCUGGCAAAAGAUGGCAGGAGAUAGCCGACGAAUUUACAAAUGACGCCAAUCCUCGGGACGCCAAUCCUCAGAGUUUACCCGGUGUUAGCGAGGUUUUACCAACGAAUACAACUGCCGAUCGCGAAAGUGUCUCGACUAAGAAGCUUCUAAACAGUUCUUUUGAGAAAUUCGAAAGCAGCCGAGGAAUUUUGACUCGUGAACAAGCAAGAAAAGUUGGUUUAGGAUCGGCACGUGAUGUUGAAAUUGCAACCGGAUUUAAAAUACAAGAUGCCACUCUCUUGAGCGAUUGCAUUUCGGCCGCAGCAGUAUGUAGUUCCUGUCGUAAAGCAACAUCAAAACUUAAACUUUAUCAACGAAACAGCGAUAGAGAAGGUUUGUCAGAAUCAUUAUUCCUGCAAUGUUCGUCUUGUGAGGUGGUGACUCCAUUACCAACAAGCAAUCGACUAGGUGGCAAAGGUGGUGUGUCUCAUGAAGUCAACCGUCGAGCAGCUUUGGCUUCCCAUCAAUUUGGCCAUGCUGGAUUGACACAGUUCUGUGCUGGUAUGAACUUACCUCCCCCAGUUGGUAAAGAUUCAUACAAUAAGCAUCUAAUUAAAAUUGAGAAGGCUGCCAAAACCAGUGCCGAAGAAGUAAUGAAAGAUGCUGCCAAAAGAUUAUUCGAAAAGGUUAUGUCAGAAUGUCCGGAUGAUAUUGAGGAGGACGGCGAAGAUUUGAUUGCUCAUGUUUCUGUGACAGUUGACGGUACCUGGCAGAAAAGAGGUCACUCAUCAAAAAUCGGAGUGAUCUUUGUUAUCUCAGUUGCAACUGGGGAAAUCCUAGAUUAUGAAGUAAAAUCACUCUUCUGCCAUGAAUGUAAAGCUCAUAACAACCAAGAUCAUGAAGGCGAAGAGUUCCAAGAGUGGAAGAAGGCUCAUGAACCAAAAUGUGAAGUGAACCAUGUAGGAUCGUCUGAAGAGAUGGAAGCUGUGUCUGCUGUUGACAUAUUUAGCCGAAGUAUUGCAACAAGAAAAUUAAAGUAUACAACCUUUGUUGGUGACGGAGACAGCAGUAGUUUUGGCCGGGUAAAGGAGGCACUGGAUAAAAAGUUUGGUGCUGCUUAUGAAAUUAAGAAAGAGGAAUGUGUGGGGCAUGUUCAGAAGAGGCUUGGAAGUGAUUUGAGAAGGUAUAAGAAUGACAUGAAGGGAAAGAAACUUUUGGACGGUAAAUAG